Messenger RNA from Symbiodinium natans, 2610 nucleotides. The record is from the annotation of a GenBank genome assembly. NCBI's taxonomy places the organism in Eukaryota, Dinophyceae, Suessiales, Symbiodiniaceae.
AUGCCCCGGCGAAGCCGCGCGUCGUGCGGAAGCUUCUGGACUGGUCUGGCACUGGCCCUUUGUGCUUUGGGAGCAGGCCAUGCCUGUUUUACUGGCUGGGUCACUGCCCUGCGACCAGCCAGGACCUGUCUGCGUGUCGGGCCACCUGACCAGGAUGCUCUCGGGGAUGAGCUCAUGAGCUUCGGAAAGCACAAGGGCAAAAAAACCUUCAGGGAAGUUGCCAAGGAUAAGGGGUACACAGAGUGGUGCAAGCAGAAUUUGGCGGACCAGCCUUACGCCGCAGAGUUCUUGAACUAUGCUGCCGCUGCCACUUCCAAAGCCACCUCCCGCCAGCGAACAGCGCCGACCCGGACAAAGCCCCCAAAUGGCAAUGGGCAUCCUCCUGGUACUCGGGUUGUGCAUGCAAGCGCUUCCACUGCCAGGGUCGUCCGCGCCACCCCUUCGUGCCGCGACGCAGCGGGCAGCCAAGGCGGCCUCAACGCGGAUCUCUUCGAGCUUCCGCGGGGCCUGCUGGAGGGCUACCAGAUCUGGGCUUGCAAAGGCAAGGUGGAGCCCAGCGAGGAGAAAAACACGCCCUGGGCCUUUGGCUAUAAUGAUGGAUGGACCUAUGUCGGACGUGUCAAACUGGGUUACAAGCUCGUGCUGAACUUGAAGGACCCCUUGAAGCCACACCGCGACAGUGGAAGCAGCUGCAACCCCAUUGACGAGUCGGACCUGACCGAGCUAGAGGGCAGAAACGACUUGUCGACCCCUCGAGAGGUUGCUAAGAAGCAAUGUGCCUUUGCCGUCUUGCAACGAUUUUAUUUUGGUGAUAAGAUGGACCUGGGAUCUUGUAUGGCUUGCAUCCUCCUGGACGGGAAAGCCCAUGUCGCACCAACUCUGGACCAGGAGCUCUAUGCCCCGGAGGAGAAAACUUUGGGCGGCCAGAAAAGGACCGCGAUGGCUUCGCUGGUUGGCCUCAAGGUGCGCCCUUUGGGGCCGGCGCAGCCCUGGUUUACAGGCCUGGUCAUCUGCGAGCCUCCAGACAAAGAGAACGUCACGCUGACCCCGUCCAUAAAGCAGAAUCUCCUGCAGAUGACGAAGACACCGAAGGUCAAGGACGCAACUGCCAAGGCUCUUGUGGACGAGCUGCUGCUCACUGUCUCCAAGAACUGCACCAACGCGAAAGACCUGAAGAUGACCUUCGUGGCGAAUGCACUCAGGCCUUCCCUGACGGGACGAGUGCAGGAGGAGAGGUUGCGAGGUCUCAAGGGGUGGGAGAGUUUCCAAGCACUGCCUCCCUCGAUCAUGAUCCUUGAAGCAGGCCUGCGGCAGCGCAUGAUCGCUGAUGAGGUCAGCCGCCUGAGCAGCAAGAUCUUCAAACCUUCCAUGCGUCCACGCCGGGUGGAAAGCCAGCACUUCUUUCGGAAGCUGCGGCCACCAAAUCUCGUCAUCAGCGGAGGGAAUUCAGUCAUCAGCGGCGCCGAGAAACCAUCAAAGGCGUUGUUUCAAAUUGACCGUCUUGGUGCCUUCAAGGUCCGGACACAAGCCGCGCCUCUUCGACUGGCUGCGGCCAGCUUCGGCGCCGCCAAACACCAACAGACCUUCGUAGCAAGGGUCUUGGAAGAUGUGAAGAAGCUGUUGGAGACAUUUGGCCUCCAUGUCGCCGAUCCUUUGCCACCGCUGCACCACGAAGGUUCGCGCGAAGAAGUCGAGAAUGCUUUGGGAUCCGAAGCCAUUGCCCAUGCCGACGCACUGCUUCUCUUCGGCGGGAAAAUGACUGAUGCGAUGUACAACCAGGCCAAGUAUGACUGCCUACGCUCGCACAACGAUGCGGGAAAGCACAUCGCCAACCAGUGGUUUGACCUGGGCAAGAGCAACGUAUGGAGUCCCAAUUCGAAAACUCUUGUGUGGGCCGAGAAGAUCUGUGCACUUGGCAUCAUGGCCAAGCUCGGCCACGCUCCCUGGGCGAUCGAUGUUCGGCCUUGGUUCCGCGGCAAGCCGGAGGACAUCCGGGUGGGCGUGGUUGGCUACGACGUCUGCCACCUGCGCAACCCCAGAGACUUCAAGAAGCCCAUCUCUAUUGCAGCAGCCAUUCGCGUGGACAGCGAAAGUGACUCAGAUCCUUGGCUCCUGAGUCGAAUCACCUUUCGGACAGAGCACGUGAGGGCCGAGACGGUGCCCUCCGAGAGUCUGGAGGAGAUGAUUCCGGCGAGUUUCGCACGGGGACGACUGCUCAUCAUCCACCGCGACGGCGAGUUCCCGAAGGCGGAGCUCGAAUCCUUGCAGCGCUAUCACGGCGAGCUGGCCGCCAGUGAGGGCGGAAGCUCCACCACCUUUGUGCUGGUGGAGUGCGUGAAGUGGGCUGGAGGCUCGCCCCGCCUUUACGACGGGACCAAGUCUGCCCAAGCCGGCGUGAUGGCGGCCUUAAGUGACAAGGAAGCGCUCCUGGCAUCGAGCAAGGACCUCUUCCAGGGCACCGCGUGGCUUGGCGCAGGGGGCGAAGGGGGGGGCAAUCAAGAUGACAGGGAUCCUGGGUGCGCUUCGUGGUUUCGGCGCAGGAUUCGAGUCGUGGCAUUGCCGCCAUUGCCUUUCCCAGCAUUCGGGUGCCAAUUUCCGGGGUCCUUAUGA